Entelurus aequoreus (snake pipefish) is the source of this 4313-nucleotide messenger RNA. Its product is annotated as TRPM8 channel-associated factor homolog. The record is from RefSeq and is a predicted model, not a curated record. Lineage: Eukaryota; Metazoa; Chordata; Actinopteri; Syngnathiformes; Syngnathidae. The transcript is spliced from 12 exons. The coding region runs from base 198 to 2954 and encodes 918 amino acids.
UCAUGUAGUUUGGAAUAUACCUGCCUACUGCAUCAUAUCUCUCUGUUUCUUUGACUUCAACUGCUAGAUCUGGUUUAAAAAAAAAUAUUACAUUGCAAUUUUUACCUUUUAAACUUCAAUUUUACUUGCUAAUUCAGUUGUGAUUGGACAUUGUUUUUGUUUAUCCCGGCACUAAAUUUCCAAGAUUAUUCUUCACCAUGUCGAGGCAGCCAGCACAAUAUCACCAGCAGGGUGCCUAUUUGGCUCUGAUGAGAGGUUUGAAUGAGGUGGACCUUUGUGGCACUCCUGUGCCCUCUAACCUGAUUCUGACAGGAGACCAUGCCUUUCCUUUGGUUAUGAACAACCAAGGCCAGGUCCUGAUGGCGGCCUCUCAGUAUGGCUCCGGAAGGAUUGUGGUCUUGGGUCAUGAGGCCUACCUGACAACAUUGGCUGCUUUCGUAGAAAAUGCACUGACCUGGCUGAGAGGAGACAGAUCAGAGAACCUGUCAGUGGACGUCCACACAAGCGUUAAAGCAGUGGUUGAUUAUCUCAGCAGAUCCAGUUUCCAAACCAGAGUUGUGGGGGCAUUCCAAAAUAAUUCAAAUGCCGGUGUGUAUGUAACAGAUGCCUACAGCCUUGGUACAGAUGUAAAGGACCUGGUGGCUUUCCUGAAAAAUGGUGGGGGAGUGUUGAUCGGAGGGCAAGCGUGGAAUUGGGCUGCAAAUCACCCAAAGGAAAACACUCUGUUUCAGUUUGAAGGGAAUAAACUUUCUGGUGUGGCCGGGAUUUACUUUUCUGAACAUCCGGGGGAGGCUGAAUGUCUGCCUGUGUACCCUCAGAUUCCAUCUUCCUGGAUGAGUGUUGUUAUCGGUAAGGAUUUUGAGGAAGACCUGGAGUUCUUACUGCAUGGAAUAUCUGAGUUUGACCUCUCUGGUAAUCAGAUUGCUUCUGAGAUUCUUGUUCAUGGCCAGCUUGCCUUCCCUGUUGCAAUGGCAGACGAUAAACGGACAUUUUUGGCCGCCUCUUAUUAUGGACUGGGACGUGUCAUUGUUGUGAGUCACGAACAGUAUCUGCAAAGAGAGGAGCUGGCUCCAUUUUGGAACAACGCAAUUCACUGGUUGACCAAAGACCGACAUGGCACUAUUGGCAUUCUGAGACGUGACGACCUCAAAGUUUUCAAGGAUUCUGGCUUCAAGUGUGAGGAGACGGACUUCCGGAAAGACCUGAGUGUGUUUGUGGGCUCAGCAUAUAAUGACAAAUAUGCAGAGGAGAUCCAAGACUUUGUAGCAGAGGGGGGAGGCCUGUUGAUUGGUGGCCAUGCCUGGUACUGGGCACAACAACACAACGACCAAAACCCAUUUACAGAGUUCUCAGGGAACAAAAUCAUCAACAAAAUGGGCCUGAGCCUCUUGAGUACAACCAUUAAGGGAGGUGUCUUCAAGGCCCCUGUGCCCAGCAAGACCGUCAAAGACACCUACCACUUCCGCCACCUUCUGCAGCGCUUUGCUGCUCAUGUAACUCAGGGAAAGAAUCUUACCCAGCAUGAAGAGCAGUGCCUUAAAAGGCUUGGAAAGGACUGUGCGGCCUUCUUAAAGAUGAAUGCCCACGACUGCUGCCCAUAUAAUCAGGUCCUGUCCACCCUCACAAAUGUCCUGAAAAGAUCAGGCAUGCCUCAGGUAUGUGACAGCUGCCCAGUGAAGUCUCCCAAAGACCAUCUCCUUCUCAGUGUGGGCACAGAGGUAUACAAGGUUUGCCACAAUCCUGACAGUCUGAUGCCUUACCUAAUCAAGCAGAAUCCCCUGUUACCUGUUGUCUACAACUACAAGAUUCCAUUGAACGUCAACACAGCAGAAGGGGAAGAGUGGAUCAGUACAGGUCUCUACCUGUCUCCUGGCAUGAAGACUUACAUGGCGUUACCUGCACAGAUUGUCAACAAGGGAUGGAAGGUCCAAAUUGGUUGUCAAACCGACCAUCUUCAGCAUGAAGAGUUGAAAAGAGCACCCAAAGUUCAUGAGCGAUUUUCCGUUACCACGGGGAUGUUGCUGGUGUGGAACUUGUGGGGGGGUCUGGUCUACUUGGUGGCCCCACCGAAAACCCAAGUCGGGGGCCUUGAGGUCACAGUGCAGAUAGCUGUGCCAGCGCCUUAUUAUAAAUCUGGUGCCACAACACCAGCCGAUUGGUCUCUGCGGCGCACAGCUCCUUCCCCCUGGGCCGAGUUGGAGUUUGAGAACAUUAUCCUCACUGUACCCUCAGAUGUCGUACGGACGCUCGAUCGGCCAGAUUUGUUGGCGGCGUUCUGGGACACCAUCAUGAGAAGCAUUGCUGAUCUGGCUGCAAAACCACACACAUAUGCCCGUAAAGAACGCUUUGUCGCAGAUGUACAGAUUUCUCAUGGGUGGAUGCAUGCAGGAUACCCAGUUAUGAUGCACAAGGCCUCAGCAGCUAAUCUGGUCAAUCUUGAGGAUGCCAAGAGCAAAGGUCUGUGGGGGUCAAUUCACGAGCUUGGACACAAUCAGCAGAGAGCAUGCUGGGAGUUCCGACCACACACCACAGAGUGCACAUGCAACCUUUGGUCAGUGUAUGUGCAUGAAAUGGUGUUAGGGAUCAACAGGGCAAAGGCUCACAGCGCAAUCACUCCAGACAAAAGAAAGAAUCGAUUGCAGGAAUUUGUAAAAGAGGGCAAGCCACUAGGCAAGUGGGAGGUGUGGGUGGCUCUGGAAACAUACUUACAGCUCCAGGAAAGAUUUGGUUGGGGUGCUUUCAAGAGUGUGUUUGCUGCUUACCACACCAUGAACAACUUUCCAAAGGACAACAAUGGAAAGAUGAACCUCUAUGCAGAGACCUUCUCGCAGACGGUGAAAAUGAACCUCUCUGGGUUCUUUAAGGCCUGGAGCUGGCCUAUAGAGAGAGCUACUGAGGAGAAACUAUCCCAACUUCCUCCCUGGACUGACCACCCCAUGGUCAAGCGUGGCUAAACGUUUGACUGGUGUUGAUUUGAGUGCGGGAAUCUGUUAAUAAUAAUAAUAAUAAUACCUGGGAUUUAUAUAGCGCUUUUCUAAGUGCCCAAAGUCGCUUUACAUGUUUUUUUGAACCCAUCAAUCAUUCACACUUGGUGGUGGUAAGCUACUCUCGUAGCCACAGCUGCCCUGGGCUGGGUAGACUGACAGAAGCGUGGCUGCAAUUUGCGCCUACAGCCCCUCCGACCACCACCUAUCAUUCAUCAUUCAUUUCACCGGUGUGAGCGGCACCGGGGGCAAAGGGUGAAGUGUCCUGCCCAAGGACACAACGGCAGCGAUUUUUGGAUGGUAAGAGGCGGGGAGCGAACCUGCAUUCUACGCCAUGCCGCCCCCAAAUCGCUGCUUCUACUCCACUCCGUUUUUUUAUUGGGGUUAACGCAUUUUGAACUACUCUUGGAAAGGUGUCCCUCCCAAACAGGUUCUCAUAGUUGUAAUUUUUCCUUUUAUAUGGGUAAAACAAUGACUCUUAUGGUUAUGAAUAAGGUGGUAUGGUAUGGUAUUAAUGACAUAUGUAACACUGACAGCAGUGAUUUUACUGCACGCAAACAAGUGACGCUAAUAACCUUGAGAAAGGGAACAAUAAAUAUUUACACACAAAACACAUCACACCCCUUCUUUUUCAGUUUAUUUAGUAUUAAUUAUUAAUAGUAUAAACGUGAAAUAUGUGUCAAUUUCAGGCUUAAUAGCUGAAUUAUUGAUGGCAUGAUUAAAAAUGUAAGGUCAAUGUUUAAGAGCUCUGGUUUCUUCUGUAAACCAGGGGGUACGCCUUUUAGGGGUCUUUUUUAGCUUUAGUGGUGCUAUAUCAAUGGCGUAGCGCAGGACAUUGUUAAAGUUGUUAGUGAGGUUAUCGAUAGAGCCCACAUAAUUUAGGAAUGGUGCCAUUACCGAAGUCAGUAGGCCAGCAAGAGUCGUAGUUGUGACUACAUUAAUGUUGUGGCUGCUAAAUCAUUGGUUAUUAGUAGCUUAUUGACAAUGAGUCAGAACUUCAAAUCUUAUAAGGUAGUGACAGGACAUUACUUUAGUGUACGGGAGUACCAUAACUUUGGAGGUGGUGACACCCCGGACAAGGACUCGGUCUAUCGUAUUACCGUUGCGAUGCGUGGGUUCGUUUAUAAUUUGUGUAAGACCACAACUAUCAAAUAUAGUCUGGAGCGCCACACACGGAGUGUAGGACAGGGUAAUCAUAUGGAUAUUAAAGUUUCCCAUUAUAAUUAUAUUAUCUGCGUGCGUCACUGGAUUAGCGACAAACUCUGAAAAUUAACUGACAAUGUCCGGGGGCGAUAUAUAACCAUACUUGCCAACCUUGAGACCUCCAAA